ACAGGUGUUUGUAACGACCUUCCCCCAACUCCCUCUGUAUCUUGUUUUCCCCCCUUUUUUUGAUCUUUCAUCACUUAUGUCAGGAACCCUGGUAAGGGUGCGGCUCACCACAUUUUCACUACAAAGGCCUCCCUCUCUCCUCCCUCUGGAGCCUGCUUAAAAAGGAUAAUGGAUUGAGAUUGAGGUAGCAAAGUAUGGGAAAUAAGUAUCCAGUGUCAAAUCCCUGAGUUCAAAUACCAACAUGCUGGGCGUUUCCAUGGUAAUAAAGAAGGGAAACAGUGACUAUUUGGAGAGGUACUGACAAACAAUGAAGAGACAUUCUAGAAGUCAAAUCACUGUGAUGCACGUGUUCUUAAUGUGUGUUCAGUGUGACACUACAGCAAGGUAUAUAUAAGCCAGAAUUUGAUUCUGCACAUUUCUAGACAACCUUGGUAGUCGACAGAAAGCUUUUUCAAGCAUUCAAGAGAAACAGAUAUCUAUUCAACUUCCUUUCGCUAUUAGCCAUGGCACAAUCAAGCUCUGUGAUCAUUUGUGAGAUUCCUCUGAUCACUUCUAAAACCCUGUGCCCACUGGUCCAGACCGCCUUAGAGAAGUUGAGCCCCACACAGUGGAGAUUAAUUGCAUCUUAAGAUUUAGACCCGCCGACCAUGUUUGUACUGGAGGAAACCUGCAUGAAAAUCGUCUAGUCUGUCUCUACAGUCAUCCUGAAUGCUGUGAUGCCUAAAGCCCAGCAGUACAUCACCAGCAGCAAGACACAGGAUGACUUAUCACCUGAUGUAUUCAGAGUUUCUGAGGAACGCAUCCACACCUUGCUGGGGGAUUCAAUUGCGCAGACCUUCAGCGAGAUUUUCCAGGUCCAGGGUCAGGCCUGCAUAUUUCUGGACAACCUCUCCCAGCUGGUUACUGAAGAGGUAGCACUGAAGGUUAAUUUCAUCCUUUCUGUGGCCAUCAAAACUCCUGUUUCUUCACUGCAGAAGCAAGCUUUUUUUGUUAGCAGCACCAUUUCAUGCAUCAGCACUUUGGAUGAUAUGGUAGUUUGCACAGCUGGAAUAUUAAGUCAAUGCUUUGCAGAGCUUGACAGCAAGUUGAAACAACACCUGUGCUUGGAAGGAUUUUCCAAGAAAACUAUAAUGGAAAGUGUGGAUGAAGAUAAGCCAAAGGCUGAAGCAGAGCCACAUGAGGAGAUGCUUGAAAUAGUGGUGCCUUUUCAUAUGUCAAAUUCACCACAUGAACCUCAAGAAGAGUUUGCAUCAGGUUUACCCACUUCCUCUGUGGAAGACAUCUAUCUGGACCAAGAUCUGCCAGAAACCCAGAAGUCGACUGUUUCUUCUCUAAGAGUGUUCAAGGAGAAGUUAAUGUCUGAUAGUUUUGUCUAUGCGGAUUCGAAAGCUGUGAGCUCCGUCCUUGCAAAGAAGUUCAUGAACAGCAACAAAUCUGGCUCCAGCUGUACUGAGAAUGCAUCAGAGACUAGUAAAAAGAGGUAAAAAGUAGUUAUCAAGGUUUUGCAGACGUUUUCCAAACAGCAUUGAAAAGGAAAACUUUGCAUAUGAUAUCAGCUCUGUCAUUAAUAUCUCAGGUAGUCUGAAAGUCACAAACGUCAUGCACUAUAAAUGAAAUUGCAUCAACUAAGGUUUGAGCUCAUUUGUCAAAAAGUUAAUUAUUAUUGUGUCUAAAUCUAAGUUUAACUGCAUACUGAAAUGAAUGCAUCAAUAUUACAUCAACAAAGCAACCUUUACACUAAACAACCCAGGGUGUAUACAGGAUGCAAUGUCUGCAGUAAAAAAAUGAGUAAGAGAAGCUAAGGCUCAAUGUUCAAUUUUACUCAGAACUGUGUUUGAAUUCUGGGGCAUCACCCCCACAAAACUUGAACAUUUUGUUAGCAUCAACCCAUCGACCCCGGAUCAUAUCCUAACCUUGCUCUAUUGCCCCAACAGGCCCAACCCAUGCAGGCUCAUAACAUUGCUUCAGGCCAUGUCAGUGAUGAAUUAUUAAAAAUGAGUGGUAUUGCACAUGAAAUUAAUAUUCAGACAUUUUCUAUUUUCCCCUGUCAGCUCUCUCUCCCCCUCUCUCUCCCUCUUGCUGGCUAUCUGUUAUUUUGGUAAUGAUCUGUAUUCCUGAGGCAUUAGGUUGGUCAGAGCUGGUGCCCACUGGUGCAACGUGCCACGCAUGCUGAGUGAUUCCAGACUGGGCUGCUCUGUUAUUUCUUAUCCCCUGCUUUACUGGCAGGUGAUUUCUCUCUCUUUCUGCAACUUCAAAUAUCCUCCACUCCAUCUGAAAUCACAUCUGCUCUUUUCAUUACUUACUUCACAUUCCUACAGUUGUUCUAACUGGUCAGGUUAUAUGAUACUUGCACUGCACGCUCCAGCCCAUCAAGCAUUUAGAGGAAGACACAGCUCAGCAGUAAGCACAGUUCAGUGACUCAAUAAAUUAUGCAUCAAAAACACAUCUAUUAGAAUUACACUUGUGAGGUUUCAGUGAGAGCUGCAUGUCUUGAAUUUCAAACAGAAUGGCUCCCCCUAGUGGCACAGACCGUUAUUAAGUCUAGUUGGAUAAUGAUAAUAAAUAUGAAAACCUUGCACUUUUCAGGUUUCUCUGUAAAGUAGAACCUUAUGACACAACUGCACAGACUAACUCACAGUUUAUUUCCACUUGCACUCUCUCUGAUUUUGCAAUACUGCACUGAAUCAACAGUUCACAGUCAGCUCUUGGGCAUUAAACAGGUGCUUUAAAUAAAAAAAGGAAUGUACCAUUGAGAACAAUUGUCUUCAAAAUAUAUCAUGCAGUGUAUUUCUUUCCAUGUAACUACACUGCCUGUGUUACUGUGUCAACCUAAAACACCCCAGCUUCACACAUUAUAAAUUAUUCAGGCUUGAUGCUGCAAACAGAGCAGCAUUUCUGUCUUUGCACUGUGCCUGCAGGGCUCCAUCCAUACACAGCCCUUUUCUUGAAAUGAGCAGUGUUACAGUAGGCCAUUUGAGGGUAAGAGCGUGCAUGUAUCUCCAUGCAAAAGGCAAAAAAUAAAAAAUAUUGUAUACCUUUGCAGUAGCAAGUGUGCAAAAGAAGCUGAUUAUUGGCAGGUUUUUGAUUAUAUAAUGUUUUUUUUGGUAUACUCUGCCAUCUCUGUACACGCUGAUGUCUGGUUUGUUCACUAGACUCACACAUUUCACAAUAGUUUUUUUUCUCUUUUUUUGUCAUAAUGAAGGGUUGUGUGGGCAGUUUAGUAGGGAGCUUUCUGUACUUUGCUUAGUCAAGAUUUCAACUUUUCAAUCCUGCUAAGAUUUGCCAGUGCCUGCUGGAAAGAAAAAGCUGAUUUUAUUCACUUUUGCUAAUUGUUUUUUUUUUUUUUGUAGUAUGUUAAAUUCCCAGAGCCUUUCUGGUGGUCUGAAGUUUCUGUCUUGGCAGGAUGUUGUAGAAAACUCUUCUUUUGGCAGGACCAUUUGGUGAAGUAAAGAUUGAAAAACUGUCUGUGUGUUUUUCAGUCUGCCCACAUCCUUGGAGUGUUUGUAGAUCAAGGGAGCUGCUAAUCAAAAAAUACGAUCUUUACUGACAGCCACACAUUAAAAAUAUGCGUUAUCAAUUAGCUACAUUUAAAAAAGAGGAAAACCAAACAUCAGAACUAGUGUGUGGGUGAAAGUGGGAGUGCAGAAGACAAAUCUGGAAACCUUCUUAUAGUCGAACACGAUGUGCAUGAAAAAAAGACAGUCAGCUUUGAAUGCUGCGAGCCUGAAUUCUGCUGUUUGUCAGGUCUGAGCUGGCAGGAACACUGUUGACAGUUGGGCCGUGGGAAUGGCAGCCAGGAGGCUGCAUCUGUGAGAUUUUCCACUUGUAUAAGACAGAAUGAACUAUUUCUGUCAUUUUGAGCAAAGUGCAGAAAGACUGAAAUAAUACGAGCCAGAAAACGGAUUUCCACAGGAUUUUCCAUCAACUCCAAACUCUGCAAUUCUGCCAAAUCAGAAUGAAUUUUAUGAAUAUUUGUUGUGACAGACAAAUGAGGUGGCAGGACUAUUAAGCAUUAAUUUUAUCGAAAUUAUUUUUCAUAGUCCUGUAUUUGAAAAAUGGACUGGUAAAAAAAAAAAACUUAAGAGUUGAUUCACUGCAUCCACUCAUUUGCACUUAAUUCACAAAACAGAAGCUUUUGCAUGUUAUAAAUGAUCAGAAGUAAAGAAGUUGAACACUAUAUGAAAUGAAUAUCAAUUAAUAAUAACAGGAAGAAAAGGGUGAAACUUCACUUUAAAGUAUAUCAUAAACUUUAGAAUUAUAUAUCUGAAACUGUGCCAAAACAACACUGCUUGUAUUGUAAGACUUAAGACCUUGAUAUUCGAACAUGAUGUAUGGCACAAACAGUAUACUGUUCCAGGAAGCUGUCAUGUCAUUGAUUUGUCCUGCAAAAAUGCAAAAUACUCAUACUCUCCACAGCCAAGUUCAAUACAACAGUUCUGAUAGGACCUCUAAGGAAUCUUUGUGUAUCAUAACAUGGGAAUUGCACACAUGACUUAUUAAACUGAAAAAAAUAAAAUAAAUUAUAAACAAGCUACUUAUUUACACACCUUUAUCCUACAAAUAAAUUUUUCAGCUCACGACAUUUAUUCCUUAGUCUGAUGUUUUAGAUGCUCUUGCCACUAUCUGCAGCAGGAGUGUGAAACUGACGUCUGCUAGUCUGAAUUGAUUGUGUUUUGCAACAGUAGUCUAGAUAAAAUCCAAACUCCUACUACCUCUGUAAAUAAAACUCUUUGUCCUUUUCUCUUUCCAAUUCACACCAUUCACAAUGAUGUGUACGUACACCUUGACAGAAGAAUAACACCACUAUUACACUUUCACUUCGUUGUGUUUUUUGACACUUAGUAUCAAUUCUUAUUACCCGGUAGCUACAAAACUAUGCUGUUUAAGUCCACUGCAUGUGCACGGAAGUAGACUGCAUUCUUUGGAUAGUCUCCAUCUCAGGUAUACUGCCAGUUGAUGCAAUUUGUUGCAACCACCUAAGCAAUAGUUUAGAUAGUGCACUUGAGGUUUGUUAUUCUACAAUAUUAAAUCCUUAUUAUUUUGUUCCCCUUAAUAGAGCUGAAAUAGUUCUAGGUAUAUUCUGCAGUCUUAAUAAACAAUGCUUUUUAAAUGUCAUACUGCUGUUGCCUUAUGUGUUUUUGGCACGGGAUCUGGUGCGUUUUUUCCUGAUAUAUCACACAAGACUGCAUUAGAUUCCAAGCAGUUACAUCACUGUCGCUUUUGGAGCACAGAUGCGUAAAAUGUCAACACCGCCAGCAUCACACAGCUAUAUCAUGGCAUUAAUAACAGUUUCACAGGAUCUGUAUGACAGCAAGCUGACGGCUAUUAUGCAGCAGGGAGUCUUAUCAUGUCAUCUACACAAAGACAACACACAAAGCUCAUAGCUUCAGAACAGGAGUAACAACCUUUGAAUUAGUAAUAUUUGCUAUUAGUUAUUGGAGACUUAAUCCAAGUAUUCUAUUAAUGUGGAGAACAACAGGACUCUCCUGUGUGUUAUAAGCAAAAUCUUGCAUCCAAAGGAUUGAGGUGAACCCAUAACACAGAAUGGGCUUUUGAAACACUAAAAGUCUGCUUUUAUAAUACAGAUAUGAUAAAUAUAAUCUGUCAAGUAGAAAUGAGGGGAUCUUAAUAUCACUAUACUCUGCCUUGGUUUGUUAGAGGGAUAUUCUAAUGUAAAAUUAAUUUAGGGUCAAACACACCGUAACACCGAGUUAGACACCCCCUUGAGAGAUGAAUGUUGCCGACCGCUUGCUUCUCUAGUUUAACCAACUUUAGUAAUGACCGCAGGAUAGCAAUACACAGUGGUCUAAGGAGCCAUACACAAACCUCAACCAAAAAACCACUCUAUAGCCACAAAUAAGCCACAAAUGAGCUGAGUUACUCUGUAGCAGUCCGUAAUGGACUGGCCCUGAAGUCUCGCUACAAACAAGCGGCUGCUGGAAGAGUGUAGGUGAGUUGUGUUUAGUCUCUUUGCUAAAGAAAUUAGGCAAAGCUAAAAAGAUGUUUGAUGGCUAGUGCUGUGGCUAGGAUCCUAUAUGAACUGUUGAUGAAGUUAGCUGCUGUUCUGAGCAUUAUUUGUGGCUAUAGAGUGGAGUUUUGGUUGAGGUUUGUGUUUGGCUCCUGAGACUGCUGUGUAUUGCUGUCGUACGGUCAUUACUAAAGUUGGUAUAACUAGAGAAGCAAGCAGUUGGCAACAUUCAUCUCAUGAAGGGGGUGUCUAACUUGGUGUUACGGUAUGUUUCACCCUAAAUAAAUUUUACACUGGAGUAUCCCUUUAAGCUUUAUAUUGUGGCAUUGUCUUUUACUCAACUCCACAUUAUGGGUAUAGGAGACAGUCACACAUUGUACUUCAGGUGACCAUAUUUU
Molecule: messenger RNA, 6366 nt
Organism: Xyrichtys novacula (pearly razorfish)
Lineage: Eukaryota; Metazoa; Chordata; Actinopteri; Labriformes; Labridae
Source: the annotation of a GenBank genome assembly